This is a messenger RNA of Arabis nemorensis, 927 nucleotides long. Lineage: Eukaryota; Viridiplantae; Streptophyta; Magnoliopsida; Brassicales; Brassicaceae. The record is from the annotation of a GenBank genome assembly.
AUGGCGGAGGAGAGAUAUAAUCGGAAGAAUCCGGCGGUGAAGAGGAUUUUGCAGGAGGUUAAGGAGAUGCAAGCAAAUCCGUCUGAUGAUUUUAUGUCUCUUCCUCUUGAGGAGAACAUCUUUGAGUGGCAAUUCGCCAUCCGAGGUCCUGGUGACACUGAAUUUGAGGGUGGGAUUUAUCAUGGGAGAAUUCAGCUGCCUGCAGAUUACCCUUUUAAACCUCCUUCAUUCAUGUUACUGACCCCUAAUGGUCGUUUUGAAACCAAUACCAAGAUUUGCUUGAGCAUUUCAAAUUACCAUCCCGAGCAUUGGCAACCUUCAUGGAGUGUUCGGACUGCUUUGGUGGCACUCAUUGCGUUCAUGCCUACAAGCCCCAAUGGAGCACUGGGCUCAGUAGAUUAUCCAAAAGAAGAGAGACGUACACUAGCCAUUAAAUCACGUGAGGCACCACCCAAGUAUGGCUCUCCUGAGCGUCAAAAACUUAUUGAUGAGAUUCAUCAAUACAUCCUUAGCAAAGCAACCGUGGCACCAAAACCUAAUCCUCAAGAAUGUAACAAAACACUUUCCACUGAGUCAGAAGCUCAGUCCCAAGUUGAACCAGAGGAAGCCGUAACAGCAGUGGAGGAGCGGUCCAUCGCUACAACAGACACCAUAGCUGAUGAUCAAAUCAUCGAAGAAGCAGCUGAAGCAGCCAAUACAGCAGCUACUGUGAGUCCCACUGCAGGAGCAUUAGCAACGGUUGAGGUUACGGCCAAAGCUUCUGGAAGUGGCGAUCAGGCGAUGGUCAGAAGAGCGGCUCAGAAGCCAGUUGAUGACAGACUGUUCACAUGGGCAGCGGUUGGACUCACAAUCGCAAUCGUGGUUCUUCUCUUGAAGAAGUUCAUAAGAUCAAGUGGUUACGGUGCCGGGUUUAUGGAUGAGUCUUGA